Messenger RNA from Cherax quadricarinatus, 2083 nucleotides. RefSeq names its product ras-related and estrogen-regulated growth inhibitor-like protein. Gene Ontology annotation, molecular function: GTPase activity; GTP binding. Lineage: Eukaryota; Metazoa; Arthropoda; Malacostraca; Decapoda; Parastacidae. The record is from RefSeq and is a predicted model, not a curated record.
AGAUCACGGCACUACCCUCGAGGCAAUUCUACUGCCGUCAUACCUGCUGGGUACUUCUCUACAGCACCUUGGAUAUAAGCUCACAAAUCAAGACAUCAACAGCCAGAAGAGAAAAUACGUUUUGUGAUUAUCAAAAAUAUUGACUGACAUUACACCAAGAACGGUUUCGGUGAAUAUUUUAAUGGAAUAUUGUGCAGUAAAGUGGAUUCAGCUUUGCGAGUGUUAAGUGCAGCUACAACAGUGCAACAUGAAAACAGACGAGAAGAAUAACAACAGUCCUCUGCGUUUGGCUGUGUUGGGCAGUAACCAGGUGGGCAAAUCAGCGCUCACUGUCCGCUACCUCACUAAGAGAUUCAUCGGUGAAUACAGAUCAGACACAGAUAUGCUGUACAAGUGUGUGCUGCAGGUUGACGGGGCGCCUCAGCCAGUGGAGAUUAUGGACACUUGGGCCAGCUGUGACGAGUCUUCUGACGCCCACCUACAGUGGGCUGAGGCCUUUGUUGUGGUCUACGCUAUCACAGAUAAAGAAUCCUACAGAUGGGCCGCCAACACACUCCAGGAACUGUCUGUGCGGCGGUCGUCAGCCAGUGUACUGAUGCUGGGAAACAAGAGUGACUUGGGCCACCUGCGAGAGGUAGAAGAGGUGGAGGCCAGGACGCUAGCUCUCACUCAUGCUGCCCGCUUCACCGAGGUCUCUACGGCUGAGAGUUGCGUACCUGUAGCAGAUGCCCUCGAUAGUUUUCUGAAAGAAGUGAAGGCACAGCGUGGUAGCAGCAACAAUGGAAACAUCCUAGGUAAUGGAUCUCCUAAGCAAAGGAAGCUCUCCGUUACUCGGAUGCUGGGAUCUCUGAUUGGUCGCCACUCCCCGCCUCCUCAGCCCAUAACUGAACUUAUCGUUUUGGACAAGGGAGAACGUAGCAAGUUGGUCAGAUGUAGCAGACAAAUCUGAUUGUAAAUCAGAUAGUAUUCAGCUUCACACGAGGACAUUCUUCUCUCAUGAACACGACCCAAAGAUUACUAGUGAAAUCCUCAAUGUGCCCUUACGUUUUAUCUAAUGGUGAGGAUUCUAAAUAGCCAAAUAUUUAUUACUGGAUGUUGUGUAUUGUGUUUCCGUUGUGAUAUUUCUUUAUUAUUUAAAAAGCAGCAUAACCUUACGAAGGUCGAUGUUGACAUUGGAAUCUUUUCUACUGCAAAAUUGUCAAAGCUUGUUGAAACGCAACACAUGUGUAUAUUCUGGAAAUGUACGAAAUUAUGUGGAAAUGCUCAAGUUCCAAUGUUGGCAGUCUUUGAUAUAUACGUGCUGGCAACGUUUGAAGCAGAAGUAUUGGCAAUCUUGUGUAAAGCUCGUGAAACUGGAUGAAGAGAAUUGUGAAUAUAGCAAUGUCACUUACAGAUCAGGUGAAGUCAGAACUAACAUGAACGUUUGGAAGGAAUCAUUGAUUCCGACGCUUCGGUGUAGAGAGUUAUAAACUUCUCAGGUUAUACCGAUAUUUGGGACUUUAAGAGAAGAAAGCACUUUGGAGAGGAAAGCAAAGGCAUCGAACGUCAGUGCACUAGAAAUUCUAGUUCAUAGCCUUCAUUACUGAAUGAAUCGUUACGGCUAAAUGAAUCACCAAGACUGAGACACCCGGCUUUUAAAAUCAGUUGAGACAUAUUGGUUUUCAAGUCCGAAACACCAGGUGGAGAUACACUGUCUUUUAAAAUUGACGAAGAUGAGAUAGAUUCCUUGUUUUUCAAUUCUGACGAAAACAACUGAGUCUUCAAAACUAAUGGAUACCACUAGCUAUUCAAGACCAGUAGGAGAAACUCGGCUCCUAGAAGAUGAAAAGUGUGUGAACUGGCGAAGAUGCACUCAUCCUGCAUUUAGUUAUGGAAACGCUAGAGCACUCACUGUUGAGGUUGCACUGGAUGUUCAUGACCAAUAUAAAGUCACCCAGCUACGACAGGAACCUGAAUGAGCUCCGACCUUCUGUUGCUGCCGUUUGUUUCUAUAAUGUCCUGCUCAGUCUGUGAUACUAGUCUUAGUAAGCUUAUGACAUAUGUAUUUUUAUAAUUUAUUUGGUUCAGUACAAAAUGAAAUAUC